Molecule: messenger RNA, 445 nt
Organism: Lycium ferocissimum
Lineage: Eukaryota; Viridiplantae; Streptophyta; Magnoliopsida; Solanales; Solanaceae
Exons: 2
Coding region: 126-428 (100 amino acids)
Source: RefSeq, a predicted model, not a curated record
CCAUGCAAACUGAAAACCCUAAGCUUCUUGUCCUUCAAAACUACAAAAAAAAUUGUUAGAAACCACUAGAGAUAUCAGGAAAAAAAAUUGUUGAUUUAAACAAAGCACAAAAUUAGGAAAUAAUUAUGGCUGGAAAUGAGGAAUGGAGAAAGAUGGCAGAUACACAUAAGAUGAGUCCAGAAGAAGUGACAAAAGCUGGAGUUGAGUCCUCUAGAAGACCACCAGGCCACAAUCCAGGUACUGUACUACAUCAAAGGGGGCGUUUGCCUUACAGCAUUACAACAAUGACUAUUGUUGGUUUAGCUAUCACAGGUGCUGUUUGGUACGGCACUAUGUAUGCUAUGAAGAAACCUGAAGCUAGUGCUGUUGACGUGGCAAAGGUUGCCACUGGAGUUAGUGGCCCUGAAGAUACUCAUCCUCGCAAGUAGCUUAUAAAAGAAAAUAA